Exophiala xenobiotica is the source of this 1267-nucleotide messenger RNA. RefSeq lists its product as uncharacterized. Gene Ontology annotation, biological process: glucose metabolic process; beta-D-galactose catabolic process via UDP-galactose, Leloir pathway. The record is from RefSeq and is a predicted model, not a curated record. The coding region runs from base 1 to 1215 and encodes 404 amino acids. Gene Ontology annotation, molecular function: aldose 1-epimerase activity; carbohydrate binding. The transcript has a single exon. Lineage: Eukaryota; Fungi; Ascomycota; Eurotiomycetes; Chaetothyriales; Herpotrichiellaceae.
AUGCUCUCACUCACCUCAAUCUCGCUGCUCCUCAGCACUAUGGCAACCGCCCAACAACUGACAUCCUACUGCAAUGUCACCGGUGGUAAUGGAGACAACAACCCCGCGCCGGACGGCAAAUACACUAUUUGGUCAGAGGGGAUCCGCGUGUCCUUCGUCCCAUACGGUGCCAGUAUCUCUAACCUCUUCAUCAACGACUCCCGCGGCAUCGAGCGCGACGUUGUGUACGGCUUCGAUGAAGCGUGGAUGUACACUACCGGCCAGCACGGAUAUUGGGGCGCAGUGCCUGGGCGCUAUGCGAACCGGAUCGUAAACAGCACAUUCACCAUAGACGGAGUUCCUUCGCACAUCAUCCCAAACGAGAACAAUUCGACGGACACACUCCACGGCGGGCCCGACGGCUGGUCGUACCGCAAUUUCAGCGUUGUCGCGCACACGGACAGCAGUAUUACCUUCAGCAUGACGGACCCGGCCGGUGACCAGGGGUUCCCGGGGGAGGUCGUCGCCUUCAUCACGUACACGGCCGCACCGUACGAGUGGCGCGAACGUAUGGUCGCAAUCCCUACCACGGAGAAGACUCCCAUCAUGCUGAGUAGUCAUGUGUACUGGAACUUGGACGGGUAUGCCAACGACCAGACCGACACCGCGCUGAAUCACACGUUGUACAUGCCCUACGCGGGGAUGAGGACCAAUGUUACCACGACGCAGGUCCCGACGGGAACGCUCGAUACGAAUUGGGCGGAUGGCCCGUUCGACUUCUGGACGCAGCCGCGGCAGGUGGGUUACGCGUUUGACCAGCCGGAGUUGAACAGGAGUUGUGGCCCGACGUGUCUGGGGUAUAAUGUGUGCUUUCUGACGCAGAGGCAAGAGGCAGAGAAAGAAGCGUGGGAGCAGACAGGGGCGCAAGUGGCCACCCUGAGGAGUGCCUGGAGCGGGAUCCAGUUGGACGUGUUUACGGAUCAGGAUGCGUUGCAGAUUUACAGCUGCAACAAUCAGAAUGGGUCGGUGCCGUUGAAGGCCACGCAAGGGACGCCGACGAAUAGCAUGCUCCAGCAUUGGGGGUGCGUGGUGAUCGAGGUUGAGGAUUGGAUUGCUGGGAUCAAUUAUCCGGAGUGGAAAAGGGAGGAGGAACAGAUUUUCGGGCCGGGCACGCAGCCCUAUGUGCUGGAGGCGACUUAUCGGUUUAGCAUUAACCAGACGGCUGUGGAUGAUUGAGAAAAGUAACGGGCAUGGCAUGCGCAAGGGCUUCGCCACUUUUUGAUGUGAG